GAAACAAUGGGAAUACGGCCACAGGCAGGAUUUUAAGUUUUUUUUUCCUUUUCUGUUAUUUUGCUGCCUUUGGAUAUGGAUACUACUCCCAAAUUUGUUAUACUACCAGAAACACCAACAUUAAUAAAGGGCCAAACCAAAGUUUACCAAGCGGCUGCUCUCCGCAGCGGCUCCGGAACCAGUGGCCGCCGUGCUGUGAUGAACUGUGACUGAGCGCCGCCGCUCCAUCAUCUCACCGCGCGGAUUUACUCCGUUCUUCCCUUCCGCUAAAAAUUUCGGGCUUCUCUUCCCUCUUCCUCUCCUUCAUGCUGUAGGUGUUGCCGAGAAAUGUGAAGUGAAAUCUGCGAUUGGAUUGGGUAUCGUCUACUCUUCAGAUCUCGUCGGCGGCAUUUCUAGAUCUAGGGUUUUGGAGUCCCUCCUCCUGCCAUCCUCUCUCCCCAUGGCCACACCAUUUUCCUUACCCGUUACCGCUGCACAGGUCGGUUCAUACUUCGUAGGACAGUACUAUCAGAUAAUACAACAACAGCCAGAAUUUGCCCACCAGCUCUAUAGUAAUGUUAGCACCAUGAUAAGGAUUGAUGGCAAUGGUAGGGAUGCUGCUUCUGGCAUGCUGCAAAUCCACACACUUGUCAUGUCACUCAAUUACACCGGGAUAGAGCUCAAGACAGCACAUUCCCUAGAAUCAUGGAACGGUGGUGUUUUAGUGAUGGUUUCUGGCUCUGUCCAUCUAAAUGGAUUCAGCAGGAGAAGAAAUUUUGUGCAAACCUUUUUCCUUGCGCCUCAGGAGAAGGGUUACUUCAUCCUCAAUGAUAUCUUUCACUUUAUUGAAGAGGAAAAGAUAACCCCACAUCAUGCCACCUAUUUAAGUCAGGGCAGCGUUGAUCAAAAGCUUAAUCAAACUACUGCAUUUCCACAUGAAGUGUCCAAAUACAUGCUUGGAGGUGAAAUUCCGGCUAGGGAAUAUGUGGAUCCGGCAAAGAUUGAAGAAAAUGGACGAGUCAAUGGCUACCAUUAUGCAGAAGAGCAGCUGCAGAAAGCAUCUGAGGUUCAAAAGAUCCCUGAAGACAAUUAUGCAGUCCAGUCAAAUGGUUCACUUCAGAGUACAAUAAACAUGUCACGAGAUUACUUGUCUCCCCAAAUUGAGGAACCGAUUGCUGAGCCCCAGAAACACACUUAUGCUUCUAUUGUUGCUAAAGCACCAUCUGUCCAAGCUUCUAUCAAUCCUGCACCUGAGUCUCAAGGUGUGUCAGACGCCCCUGCCCAGCUGGCAUCUAUGCCGUCCAACUCUGUCGAGAGGUCAGUGGUUGAAGUAGUUGAAGAAUAUCCAGUUGUGGAUGAUGAAAUGGAGGUGAAGUCAGUGUAUGUGAGAAAUGUACCAACGACAAUGAGUCCCGCUGAAAUCGAGGAGGAAUUUAAGAAGUUCGGUAAACUAAAGCCUGAUGCUGUGGCUAUUAGAACACGAAAGGAUUUUGAUGUAUGCUAUGCAUUUGUUGAAUUUGAAGACAUAACAAGUGUGCAGAACGCAAUUAAGGCAUCCUUUGUUGAAAUUGGAGGACACCAGCUAUAUAUUGAAGGUAGAAGACCAAACAGAAACAACUUUUACCGAGGAAGAGGUCGCGGGAGAGGAAAGGUCAAUUACCAGAUGGAUGGAAGGGCGGGGUCACAGUUUCGUGGCCAUAGAGGAAGUAUCGGGGAUGGCGGUGAUCAUGACUACCGAAAUUCCUCUUCAUCAGCAAGAGGCAAUGGUGGUGGUUUCUAUCGGCAAAAUGGGCAAACUCCACGCCACGAAAGAGCCUUUUCUUAUGGUUCAAGAAAUGGGCACAGCGGAUCGGAAUAAUUAAUUAGUCACUAGUGUGAAACCACGCUAUAGUAUUUUUUUGAGUACCCAACUAUAUAUAUAUUCGAAACC
Cuscuta epithymum is the source of this 1909-nucleotide messenger RNA. NCBI's taxonomy places the organism in Eukaryota, Viridiplantae, Streptophyta, Magnoliopsida, Solanales, Convolvulaceae. The record is from the annotation of a GenBank genome assembly.